GGCUUAUGGGUGCAGCCAGCUCGAGCGAAACAGCAGUCUAGGUGUUCGGUUCAGAGGCGCUGCAGAAGAAGUAGACGGUAUGAAGUUUAAACAGCGUUAUGCUUACAAUACUUUGCCAUUAUUUAAUGUCAACAUAGCGCUAGCGAAAUUCGAUUGAAAGUAUCUGAACUGCUGCCAAUUUCUACAUCAAUUUAUUUGGACAACGAGGAUGUUAUCUCUGGCUAGCUAACGCCUAUCGUCAUUAUUAAACAGCCACAUACGAAUCAAACAACGCCUGUUCAGUCUAUUCAAUUUCAGCGGCACAAUGAGUCUGAACGAGCAUUCAUUGCAAGCGCUGUCUUGGAGGAAGCUUUACUUGAGUCGAGCAAAACUGAAGGCUUCCAGUCGAACGUCUGCUCUACUAUCUGGGUUCGCUAUGGUAGCAAUGGUGGAGGUUCAGUUGGACACAACCUAUCCUUACCCACCUGGUCUCCUCAUUGCCUUCAGUGCCUGCACCACUGUGUUGGUGGCCGUUCACCUUUUUGCCCUGAUGGUUAGUACCUGCAUCCUGCCUAACAUUGAGGCAGUCAGCAACGUUCACAACCUCAACUCAGUGAAGGAGUCUCCACAUGAGAGAAUGCACCACCACAUCGAGCUGGCCUGGGCCUUCUCUACAGUCAUUGGCACCUUGCUCUUCCUGGCUGAGGUUGUACUCCUCUGCUGGGUCAAAUUUCUACCCAUUAGGCCUAAGAACUACAACCCCAACAAUGGGACCAUAUCUGCAGGUGUGGCUGCUGCCAUCACCUCCACCUCCAUCAUGGUGCCUUUUGGCCUGAUAUUUAUAGUAUUUGCUGUACAUUUCUACCGUUCCCUUGUCAGCCACAAGACAGACAGGCAGUUCCAGGAGCUGGAGGAGCUAUCCAACCUGACCAGGCUGCAGAAUGAGCUGGACGGCAGAGGGGAGUCCCUCAUGCAAUCCCCCAGCUCUCAAUUCCCUUAAAGACUGACCACUCUGACAAGAUAGAUAUCUCUACCACGCCAAUACUUUUGCCAUUAGUUUGACAUUUCUAUUAAAAACACAUAAUUUAUAUGAAAGUGUUGUGCUACUCACUGUUUGAAAUGUUCACAUUUCUAGAUUUUUUUACUUCCAUAUAACUGUAAAACUAUGCCACUUAACGCAUGUACACAUUUUCAACAGAAAAAAACACCACUGUCUUAAUUGGCACUUGGAGCAUUGUAUUGUGGACAGUUUUUUUAAAAAUUCUAUUUACCUUGCCGGUAAUAAUGCAUGGGGCUGAAGAGGGCUCUCAUUAACAAUCUAUUGUGACAAGAUGGCUUUCUUUAUUGUUAUGAGCACCACUGAAGGUCUUAUGGUGUUUAAGACAACUCUGAACCUCGCAAGUUAAAAUUUGCGUAGAGCUUCCUAUUGGACGAUUCCGUAUUCAACCUAAUGUUAAGAUUUUUUGUUUUUAGAGUUUGUUUGAUAUUAAUAUGUAAUCAGCCUGCUUAAGUUAUUUGUAGUCCAAAUGUUACUGCAUAAACUCAACAAAUAGUUUACAUAGUAUUGAAAUAAACAUUUUGUACCAUGGUUGUCUGAACAAUGUUUUUGUGACAUAGAAAAGCUAUUUUCACUGCUGCUUAAACAGUGAAUACAGAAAUGAACUGCACAUAUUCUUUCUCAACACAAUUUGCUUCGUAAAAGGUGUUAUGUUGCUUUCAUUUCCUGUCAAAAGUGCACCCUCUGACUUGUUUGUACACUGAGUUGGUAAAUAUAGAAAAGUUUGGUCAUACGCACAUCCUUAAACCAUGUAACCAUUUGCUUUUUGUUUUGCUUCUAGGAUAAAUUUUUUUAAUACCUCAAAUUGCCAUUGGGGAAUGAUAGACAGAUGGCGCUGUGACCUCAUUACAAGUCUGAUCAUGUUCAGUGGUCCUGUUUCAGAGAAGUAAAGUUACUAAGAUGUUACUCA
Molecule: messenger RNA, 1946 nt
Organism: Salmo salar (Atlantic salmon)
Lineage: Eukaryota; Metazoa; Chordata; Actinopteri; Salmoniformes; Salmonidae
Product: calcium release-activated calcium channel protein 1
Biological process (GO): store-operated calcium entry
Cellular component (GO): membrane
Molecular function (GO): store-operated calcium channel activity
Source: RefSeq, a predicted model, not a curated record